AUGUUGUUCUUUCAAUUAAUCUUCACAAUCAUAUCUUACAUAUCAUUCAUAAAUACUAUCUUAGAUGAUGAUAUUAUUUAUGAUAUUAAAUGGCAAUCCGAAUUAAAUUCACCAAUUGAAUUGAAAAAUAAUUUUAUUAUUACAUCACAACGAAAAGAAAAAUAUUCAUGUAUUUUACCAAUACUUCAAACAACAGAUACAAAAUCAACAGAAACUAUUUUAUUAAGUGAUAUUGAACCAUUAAUAGAAAAAUUACAUUCAAAAAAGUUAUGUACUUAUCGAUUAGAUCCAUAUUGGACUUAUGAAUUAUGUCAUGGAAUACAUAUUCGACAAUAUCAUGAAAAUAAAAUAGCUGAUAAAAGAGUUAUUCAUCAAGAAUAUUUUCUUGGUUAUUAUCAUUCAAAUAAUCAAGAUAUAAUUACAAAUACUGAUAAUGAACAAGUAUUAAAGAUUCAUCAUAAAACUGUUAAUAAUCGAAUAAUACCAAUGUUACCAAUUCGAUAUACAGAUGGUACAGCAUGUGAUAUUAAUUCAAAUAAACCACGUGAAGUACUUGUUUUCUAUGUAUGUUAUGAAAAUGGUAACAAUGGUGUAAUUAAUUUUCAAGAAGUUUCAUCAUGUCAAUAUGAAAUGACUGUUGCUUCAGCAUGGAUUUGUGAAUUACCAGAAUUCAAUCCAGCAGAAUCAAAUCGACAUACAAUAAAUUGUUAUCCACAAGAAAAUGCUCCUCAAAAACCAAGAAAUUUAAAAAAACUUGAAUAUGAACAACAACAAUUAAUAUCAAGAACAGGUGAAGGUGCACAAUUUACUAUGACAAGUGCCGAUGGAACAACAUUUAUUAUUUCAUAUAGAUAUGUAAAUGAUGAUGAAAUUAAAGAUUUACCUAAUACAGACAAUAAUGAUAUGACAAAUGAUGUAACAUCAUCAAGUCCAUCGGAAAAUGAUCAACAAUCAUCUCAUGAAACUAUUCUUGAAUUUAUUGAAGGAUUUUUUUCUGGUCAAGAAUGUUUAACAGGUGGAUCAGGUUGGUGGCGAUAUGAAAUAUGUUAUGGAAAACAUGUUAUUCAAUUUCAUGAAGAAUCAGAAACACAAACAAUUAUUGUACUAGGUACAUGGAAUCAUGAAAAACAUAUUGAAUGGAUAAAUACAAAUACAAAAAAAAAAUCUGAUAGAUAUAUUAAAGAACGACAAUAUGUAUCAUUGUAUUAUGGUGAUGGAGAUAUAUGUGAAAUGACUAAUAUGCCACGUGUUGUUGAAGUUAAAUUAAGAUGUUUAAUAAGAGAAGAUAAGUCUCAUAUGCCAACAAUGUAUCUUGUUGAACCAGAAAGUUGUUUUUAUAUAUUAGGAAUUGAAUCUUCAGCAUUUUGUGAUUUACUUGAUUAUACAGAUGAAAAUGGUAUUCCUGAUCUCGAUAAACUGAUGACACAUUUUCAAGACCAAUAA
This is a messenger RNA of Rotaria sp. Silwood1, 1443 nucleotides long. Lineage: Eukaryota; Metazoa; Rotifera; Eurotatoria; Philodinida; Philodinidae. The record is from the annotation of a GenBank genome assembly.